AUGGCAGACCCUGCAGGAGAGAACCAACCCUUGCUGCCCACAUCCAACGGCGCAAUUGCCCUCGUCUUUAUCGGUAUCAGCACCGCGCUCAUGAUCCGCCUAGUCAAACCCCAUGAUGAACCACCAAAGUCGCCACUUUCCGAUAAGUUGACAACACCCGCCGUGUUCAGUCAUCUGGAAGAGCUCUAUGCGAUUGCAUUGAAGCACAACAACUCGCGAUCGGUCACCAACGGAUACAUGGCAUCGGCCGACUAUGUCCAGACACAGCUCCGGAAGAAGGCACACAAGUACUGCGACAUUUCGACCCAAGAGUUCAAGGUCCCUGUGUGGUCUGAACUGGAGGCGCCCGAGUUGACCAGUUCGGGCAUUGGUUCUAUCGACAGCCAUGUUCUCUACCAGAACAAGGUUGACUUUCAGAACUUCAGGUAUGGAGGUCCUUCGGCGACGCUCAAGAAGCAGUCAAUCCAGGGUGUCGACAACAAUGGCUGCUCUCCUAAGGACCAUAGGAAGCUCAAGGGCAAGAUUGCUGUCAUCCAGGAGGGAGGACCCUGCGAGCUCUGGGAGGCUGCCUACAACGCCGAGAACGCUGGAGCAACAGGAGUCCUGUUUUACAACAACCCCAAGCGCAAGGCAUUGUUGUUCUCUCGGAUUCGCAUCACGGCCUGGAAGGAGGGCGACCCCUUAAUUUCGAUCCCCGUCUUGUCAAUCACCAACUCGCUUGGAUCGACUCUUCUCCAAAACCAAGACAAGGUCGAGUUGAACCUGAAGACCAUCAACAGAAUGACAGUCGAGCCCACCAUCAACGUUCUCUGCACCACCAGAGGAGGCGAUGACAAUGACACCAUUGUCUUGGGAGCUCAUCUGGACUCUGUUCCCGAGGGACCCGGUAUGGUCGACAAUGGCUCUGGCUCGUCGUCUUUGUUGGAGAUCGCACUUGUGUUGGCCAAGGACAAUUACAAGCUGAAGAACAAGAUUGUCUUUGGAUGGUGGGGUGCUGAGGAGAUUGGACUCUUGGGAUCGAGACACUAUGUCCGCGAAUUGGUCAAGGAUCAUGAGGCCAAGGACAAGAUUGCGAUGAACAUGAACUUUGACAUGCUUGCCAGUCCCAACUAUGUCCCCUACGUCCAUGAUGGCAAGACGGCACCGGAGGCAUUGGUCGGACCAUCGUCCAAGAUUGACCACCUGUUGAUCGAGUACUUCGAUUCAAACAGAGAGGGAUACGAAUACACUGAUAUGACGGGAGGAAGCGACUUUUUGCCGUUCCUUCUCGAAGGCAUCCCCUCCGGAGGAUUGCUCACGGGCGCUGGCGAGAGAAAGACAACGGAGCAGCGGACUCUCUUCGGAGGCUUUGCGAACGCCCCUCUGGACCCAUGCUACCACCAAAGUUGUGAUACCCUUGAGAAUGUUAGCAAGAGGGCCCUUGGCUUGAUGGCGCAGGCUGCGCUGCAUGCGAUCACAAAGUUGGGCAAGGCCGAGAACUUGCGUGAAUGGCUUGCCAACACCGACGCCGCCUUAUUGUAG
Messenger RNA from Linnemannia hyalina, 1521 nucleotides. NCBI's taxonomy places the organism in Eukaryota, Fungi, Mortierellomycota, Mortierellomycetes, Mortierellales, Mortierellaceae. The record is from the annotation of a GenBank genome assembly.